AUGGCGACUAACAAGCCAGUCAUACUCCUCGCCCACGGAGCCUGGCACGCACCCAGCUUGUACGACCCCCUCCGAGAUGCCCUCGCAGCCCGCGGGUACGAGCUUCUGGUCCCGGAGCUCGCCACCCUAGGGGCGGGCAAGACCGGCAUCGGCUGGGACGCCGACGUGGCCGUGCUGCUCGAGACGGCGGCGCCGCUCUUCGCGCAGGGCCGCAGCGUCGUGCUGCUGGGUCACUCGUACGGCGGCAUCCCCGCCUGCAUCGCGACGCGCGGGCACGGCGUCGAGGAGCGGCGGGCGGCGGGGCAGAGCGGCGGCUUCAGCCAAGUGGCCUUCCUCUGCGCCUUUGCGAUGCCGGCGAAGGGCAUGAGCGUCAUGUCCGUCUCGGGUGGCAGCUGGCUGCCGUGGCACAAGGUCAUCGAGCUCGGGCCGGGGAGGAACCAGCUCUUCGUAAAUGAGAAGGCCAAAGAUCUGCUCUACAACGACUUCCCCCCGGACAGGGCCCAGGCCGCCUUCGACAGCUUGGUGCCCAGCUCCUACGAAGCCUUCACCACGGGUGUUGACUUUGCCGUGCCGGAAGUCGCCAUCCCCAAGGCGUAUAUCGUAUGCGAGGGCGACGCUCUGUUUCCUCCCGAGCACCAGAAGGCCCUGGCAACUGCCUGCGGCGAGGAUCUCGUGCAACUGAGCGUCAGUGGAGGCCACAGCGCGUUUGCCAGCGUCCCUGAGGAGCUCGCAGAUGUCUUGUCUCAACUCUUGGGAGGCAAGCCACGAUGA
Messenger RNA from Neoarthrinium moseri, 771 nucleotides. RefSeq lists its product as uncharacterized. The record is from RefSeq and is a predicted model, not a curated record. The transcript is spliced from 2 exons. NCBI's taxonomy places the organism in Eukaryota, Fungi, Ascomycota, Sordariomycetes, Amphisphaeriales, Apiosporaceae. The coding region runs from base 1 to 771 and encodes 256 amino acids.